UGGGUGGUGGCCGACACCCGAUACUGGCUGUGCACAGCCAGGGGGAUGAGUCAUGAGCGGUAGCGGGAAGCGAAAGCGAGACGACGGCGAAGAGGCGGGGAUGGAGGCGAUCGUGUGGCAAACCCCAGCCAAUCCUCCCGAGCCCCGCGAUUACAUCUUCCGCAACGGAAGGCGGUACGUGAGGCCCUACUACUUCGAGUUCAUCUCCCACGCUAAGAAAAGAUGGGCCGGAAAGACCAUUGUUGAUCUUUUCGCCGAAGAGUUCAAAGGACGUUCUUAUGACUACUAUGUCAGUGCUGUGAGGUGUGGAAGAAUCCGAGUGGAUGACAAGAUGGUUCACACAUCAUAUGUUGUUCAGUCAUCUCAAAAGAUCAGCCACUUUCUUCAUAGGCAUGAACCACCAGUAUUGGCUGGAGAUGUGUUGGUCCUGCAGAAUGAAGCUGAUAUAUUGACAGUCUACAAGCCAGCAUCUGUUCCUGUGCAUCCAUGUGGUCAAUAUCGCAAGAACACUGUUGUUGGCAUUCUGCAGGCUGAGCAUGGUUUGGCACCUUUAUACCCUGUGCAUCGGCUAGAUCGUCUUGUUUCUGGUCUUCUUAUCUUUGCAAAAAGUGCUGACAAAGCAGACUUCUUAAGACAGCAGGUUGAGGCUGGGUUGCUGCAAAAAGAGUAUAUUGCUAAGGUUAUUGGGGUAUUUCCUGAGAAAGAGGUAGUUAUUGAUGCAAAUAUUUGCUAUAACGCACGUGAAGGGAGGAGCUUUGUGGAGAUUAAUGACAGUUGCAUCGAUAAAGCCUUCAAAGGAAAGACUGCAUGCACAAAGUUUACUCGGAUUAAUACCAAUGGAAAGUACAGUCUAGUUUUGUGUAAACCGGUCACCGGACGUACUCAUCAGAUACGUGUGCAUCUCCAAUGUGCAGGCCAUCCUAUAGCUAAUGACAUGCUAUACUGUUCUGAGUAUGUUCCUUCCCGUUCUGCUAAUGGAGUUGGAGCUGAUAGAGCUGCCUCAGCGACAUGCAAGCCACCAAUGUCUAAUUCUCAUAAAGAUUAUUCCUUUGCUGAAGAUUCUGCCAGUGAAGAAUUCAGUAUCGAUCCUAUGUGCACUAAUUGUCCAAAUUUGCCUCCCAAGGGGUAUGAUGAAGAUGAGGAGGGUAUAUGGCUUCAUUGUGUCCGGUAUUCGGGACCUGGUUGGAGUUACGAAUGCCCUUAUCCUGAUUGGGCUCAUCUCUGCUGAUUAAUUGGGUUAUUAGUUUAUCUGCAGAUCAAUUUUCUAAUCUCGCAGCUUGGAGUCCUCCCCGUGGACCGGUCUUGCUGAGCCAAUGACAUUUUUAUGUCUUGGGAGGAAUGACCACUGCGAACUAUGGAAGCGUUUCUCCGAUAUUCUUAUUUAUUUUUCCAUAAUAUGUCAACGGAUUAGCAUACUGUUUGAUCUCUCUCUCUCUCUCUCUCUCUCUCUCUCUCUCUCUCUUUCUUUUUCUCCAAAACAUUGUAUGUUUGGGUGCUCGCAGAUAGACUCAGGAAUGCAACCCGACAAGAAGUUGUGCGCGACAUCAAGCUGCUCGAGGCUGGCAAUGCCGCUGAUCUCCUCCUGCAGGGUGUCCAUAGUCUAUUUAGAUGUCUCGAUUCAUUGGGCUCAUGAGCUUGGUAAGACUCGACGUUAUCUCGCAUGCAAAUAGAUUGUCACCCUUCCAUGCAAGUAAUAUAACCGAAGGUGGUGAACUCCCAAAUCUUCUAAACUAUGAUUCUUAAAGCAUCUCCGAUUUUUGUAUUCAAGUCUUAGAUACAAAUUGGAACAA
Molecule: messenger RNA, 1790 nt
Organism: Musa acuminata subsp. malaccensis (wild Malaysian banana)
Lineage: Eukaryota; Viridiplantae; Streptophyta; Magnoliopsida; Zingiberales; Musaceae
Product: RNA pseudouridine synthase 7
Biological process (GO): enzyme-directed rRNA pseudouridine synthesis
Molecular function (GO): pseudouridine synthase activity; RNA binding
Source: RefSeq, a predicted model, not a curated record